Messenger RNA from Trypanosoma conorhini, 897 nucleotides. RefSeq lists its product as uncharacterized. Lineage: Eukaryota; Euglenozoa; Kinetoplastea; Trypanosomatida; Trypanosomatidae. Bases 1 to 897 code for a protein of 298 amino acids. The record is from RefSeq and is a predicted model, not a curated record. The transcript has a single exon.
AUGCAGCUGGCAGUAGUGGAGUGUGUGCUUCUCCUCCUGUGGAAUGUGACGGCCGCGAAGUGCGCCCUGGGCUCCGCCGCGCUUGUGGCGACGUUUUGGGCGUUUAUCUUCAAACCGCUGCUGCGGCGGUUUCGGGCCUCGGCGUGGGGGCGGCAGCAGGCGGCGGCGGGAACUACCGCCACCACCGCCGCGGCAGCAACAAGAGCCGCAGGGCGGAGAGCCUCACCGUCGCGGAAAUCCUCAACGCCGCCACGGCGCGGUGAAAAGUCCGCGAGUGGUGGAAGGAAACGGGCGCCCAACGGCGAGCCACACGAGACGGACACGGCCUCCUUCGACGCUGCCGCCGCCAGCGCCGCGGCGGUCUUGAGGCGGAGCUCAUCUCCGUCGGCUUCCGUCACGCGUGAGGCGCUCUUGUCACUCUUUCGAUCGCCGGAGUUCGGCCGCUGGUACGCGUGCCACCGUGACUCUCUCCUGGAGCGGGUGCAGGUGCGGUGUGCGCAGCGGCUCUGGGAGUCGCUUGCCGUCGCGGUGGUGCUGUUGAUGGGAACGUUUUUGCUUCCUUUUUUUACCCUCAGGAACGAUGGCGCAACGUUGUGGGUCCUGCUGCGGCGUCGCACCGACAGCGUCGGACAUGUAGUGAUGAACAACGGGUGGUGGAGGAUUAUUCUUACUACGGUGACUGUGCAUGGGGAGCCGCUGCUGCUGCUUGUGGCUGCCGUAACACUCUUCACGACGGCCUUUAUGCCGGCGGAUGCGAAGGCAACGGCAUCCACUGCACUUGCCGCGCUGCUCGUGCUGCUGGUGAAGGCCGCCACGGUGGAGCCUAUGGCCUUGGGCGCCGGGUUCUUGAUGUUACUUGGCGUCAUGGCUUGGCGUGUCUCCUGCAGCAUUGGCUGA